GAUGGGGAUGGGGAAGGCCGUGGCGGCUUCUCAUCUCGGUCGGAUGGCGCCGCCUUCGGGACCAGGAGAGGCCGGGGCCGGGCGCCCACGGGGCAGGCGGCCGAGGGCGGUGAGGUUCGCGGACGUGGCCGUGUACUUCUCCCCCGAGGAGUGGGGGUGUCUGCAACCCCCGCAGAGGGCUCUAUACCGGGACGUGAUGCGGGAGACCUACGGCCACCUGGGCGCGCUCGGGUGUGCCGGCCCCAAACCAGCCCUCAUCUCCUGGUUGGAACGGAACUGCGAUGACUGGGAACUGGCUGCCCUGGAUCCUCAAGCGCACCCCAAGGGGGUGACAUCCCAAAGAAAAGCCAGAAUGACGAAUGGAGAGAAGGAAGAAUUCCCACCUGAAGAGGCACCUCGCAAGGGGAAGCGGGGUCGGAGGCCCAGCAAACCCCGACUAAUCCCCAGGCAGACAUCUGGGGGUCCCAUCUGUCCUGAUUGUGGUUGUACCUUCCCUGACCACCUGGCUUUGGAAAGCCACAAAUGUACCCAGAAUCUGAAAAAGCCUUACCCGUGCCCAGACUGUGGGCGCCGCUUUUCCUACCCAUCCCUGCUGGUGAGUCACCGGCGGGCACACUCUGGUGAGUGUCCCUACGUCUGUGACCAGUGUGGCAAACGCUUCUCCCAGCGCAAGAACCUCUCCCAGCACCAGGUCAUCCACACAGGUGAGAAGCCCUACCACUGCCCGGACUGUGGCCGCUGCUUCAGAAGGAGCCGGUCCUUGGCCAAUCACCGGACCACACACACCGGGGAGAAGCCGCACCAGUGCCCCAGCUGCGGCCGACGCUUUGCCUACCCGUCCCUGCUGGCCAUCCACCAGCGCACGCACACCGGGGAGAAGCCCUACACCUGCCUGGAGUGUAGCAGCCGCUUCCGCCAGCGCACGGCCCUGGUCAUCCACCAGCGCAUCCACACGGGCGAGAAGCCCUACCCGUGCCCGGACUGCGAGCGGCGUUUCUCCUCGUCCUCCCGCCUCGUCAGCCACCAGCGCGUGCACUCUGGGGAGCGCCCAUAUGCCUGCGAGCAUUGCGAGGCCCGCUUCUCCCAGCGCAGCACGCUGCUGCAGCACCAGCUCCUGCACACGGGCGAGAAGCCCUACCCGUGCCCGGACUGCGGCCGCGCCUUCCGCCGCAGCGGCUCGCUGGCCAUCCACCGCAGCACGCACACGGAGGAGAAGCUGCAUGCCUGCGAGGACUGCGGCCGCCGAUUCGCCUACCCCUCGCUGCUCUCCAGUCACCGGCGCGUGCACUCUGGGGAGCGGCCCUAUGCCUGCGACCUGUGCUCCAAGCGCUUUGCUCAGUGGAGCCACCUGGCCCAACACCAGCUGCUUCACACGGGAGAGAAGCCCUUCCCCUGCCUCCAGUGCGGCCGCUGCUUCCGCCAGAGAUGGUCGCUGGCAGUCCACAAAUGCAACGCCAAAGCCCAAAAUUACAGCCCACCUGUAGUGGCGCUGGGCCAGAAGGGCAAUACCGUUUAGAAGGGGAAGUCUGAACUGAUUUCCCGUCCUGGCUGGACUUAGAGGAGGCAGCACCCAGGUUGAAAAGGGCAGAAUCAGGACUAAAACUUAAGUCUUCAGGCCCGAAGUAAAUUCUUCCACAAUACUCUGCCUUACUGUGUGUCCCUGUUGGAGGACCCAUCAGGACAGGUGACUUAAGUUGGUUCAAGUUUUCUGAACUAUCUGAUACUUUUGGCACCUUCAGGGAUGCACUUCUCUGCCUGGGCCAGUGGUUGCUUUUCUAGUUGGUGCACACGGAUAUUUCCUGCUCCCUGGCCAGUGGCCAGUGGCCUCUUUUGCCUCUCUUUCAUGCCAGUUUAAACACCUGGCUUAGCCCUGCCUCCCUUGGCUUCCCUUAGCCCUCCUGCCAGAUGGUCCUUCACCCUCGCUUUAAAUUUCCCACCAGGGAGCUCUACCUCACCAGAAAGGCCUGGUCAUUGUUCAGUAGCAAUUGAUGGGCGGUGAGAAGAAACAUUCUUUCCUUCCCACCAAGCUUUGCCCUGAAUAUAUGUAAUACUUCAUCUACACGAUAGCCCUUCUGUUACAGGAACCUGAAAUUAUGGCCCCCAAAAGUUUAAAUGAAUCAUGUCUAAAAAGACAGUUUGAUGUUUUAUUGUUUUUGGACCACACCCAGCAAUGCUUAGGGAUUAUUCCUGGCGGUGCUUGGGUACCAUAUGGGUUGCUGGAAAUGGAAUCUGUCAGCUGCAUGCAAGGCAUACACCCUUCUUGCUAUACUUAUCGCUCUGGCCCCCAAGGUUUGAAUUAUUAUUUUUUUUCCAGAUUUGGGCUUUGUAGUGUCCUUUUAUUGAACAGAAUUAAGCUACCACCAUUGUGUUCACAUAUAUACAGAUGUGAUAGUAUUAUACGAAGGAUUGCAAAACCUAACAAUUUAAGGGUAUUAUAUAUACUUUAUAACCACUCAGAUUGGCUGUGGGACAUAAGUAUAGAGACAGUGGAGGAAAUUUUAAGGAGCAAAAAAUAAAAAUGGAACUG
This is a messenger RNA of Suncus etruscus (white-toothed pygmy shrew), 2527 nucleotides long. It is a transcript of the gene ZNF689, whose product is annotated as zinc finger protein 689. Gene Ontology annotation, biological process: regulation of transcription by RNA polymerase II. NCBI's taxonomy places the organism in Eukaryota, Metazoa, Chordata, Mammalia, Eulipotyphla, Soricidae. Gene Ontology annotation, cellular component: nucleus. Gene Ontology annotation, molecular function: RNA polymerase II transcription regulatory region sequence-specific DNA binding; DNA-binding transcription factor activity, RNA polymerase II-specific. Bases 2 to 1516 code for a protein of 504 amino acids. The record is from RefSeq and is a predicted model, not a curated record. The transcript has 4 exons.